AGCAAGCCGCCCAGCACGACCGCCAGCCAUCACCGGCCAGUGAGACGGUACAGCAAAUUUCCCCCGUCGCGCCCGGUCAUUACGACGGCGCCGGCCGAGCAGACGCCGCCGCCACGAUGCCGCCCGCCACCGGCGCCGUCGCCGACACUGCCCCCGCCGCGGGGACCGUGCUCCUCGGCAGGUACGAGCUCGGCGGCCUCCUGGGCCGCGGCGCCUCCGCCAAGGUGUACCUGGCGCGGGACCUGCUCACCGGCCGCUCCGUGGCCAUCAAGUCGUUCCCCAACCCACGCGCCGGCGGCGGCGCCGGCGUUGGCGUCAACGCCGCCAUCGAGCGGGAGGCGUGCAUCCUCCGGCGCCUGCGGCACCGCCACGUGGUGCGGCUCCACGAGAUCCUGGCGACGCGCAAGAAGGUCCACUUCGUGCUGGACCUCGCCGGCGGCGGCGAGCUGUUCUCGCUGGUGGACGCGUCGGGGCGCAUGACGGAGGACCUGGCGCGGCACUACUUCCGGCAGCUGGUGUCCGCCGUGCGCUACUGCCACGCGCGCGGCGUGUACCACCGCGACAUCAAGCCCGAGAACCUGCUGCUGGACGAGGGCGGCGCGCUGAAGGUGGCCGACUUCGGGCUGGGCGCCGUGGGCGGCGGCGGAGGAGGAGGAGGAGGAGAAGGCCUCCGGCACACGAUGUGCGGCACCCCGGCGUACGUGGCCCCCGAGAUCCUGUCGCGCAAGGGGUACGAGCCCGGGAAGGUGGACAUCUGGUCCUGCGGCGUGGUGCUGUUCGUGCUGGCGGCCGGGUACCUCCCCUUCAACGACGCCAGCCUGGUGAACAUGUACCGCAAGAUCUACGCGGGCAGGUUCCGGUGCCCCGGGUGGUUCUCGCCGGCGCUGCGCGACCUGCUGCGGCGCGUGCUGGACCCGGACCCGUCGGCGCGCAUUGACGCGGACGGCAUCGUGGCGCACCCGUGGUUCCGCCACGGCGGCGAGGAGGACCUUGGCGGCCUGGUGCACGGCGGGUACGAGGAGGUAGAGGAGGAGGAGGAGGAGGCCAAGGCGGACGAGGACAGGGAGCCGACCGCGUUCGACAUCCUCAGCUUCUCCCCGGGCUCGGACCUGUCGGCGCUGUUCGUGGGCGCGGGGGGAGGCGGCAAGGAGCGCGUGUUCGUGGGCGAGCCUGCCGCGGCCGUGCUGGGCCGCGUGGAGGCGGCCGCGCGGAAGGGCGGGUACCGCGCGCGGAGGGACGGGAAGAGGGCGACGGUGUACGUGGAGGAGGAGGAGGAGGAGGGCGGCGGCGGCGUCCUGGCAAAAGUGAGCGUGUUUAGGCUCGCGGACGCCGUGUCCGUUGUGGAGGUGGUGAAGGGCGACGGCGCCGACGCCGCGCUGGUCUGGACCGAGCUGCUGGAGCCGGCCGUGAAGCCCCCGGCGCUGAGCUGAUGAGGUGGGGUGGAAGCCGCGUUCUGGUUGCGAUUCUUUUGUUUCUUCUUUUUUGUCGUCGCCUGCUAUAUAUCAUUGGCGAGAUCGUCGUGUGUAAAUUAUUCACUCGCUCCGUGGCUAUAUCCAACAAAGCAAGCAAGGAAGAAGAAGAAGAAUCCUUGCGGUUUCUGAGA
Molecule: messenger RNA, 1603 nt
Organism: Zea mays
Lineage: Eukaryota; Viridiplantae; Streptophyta; Magnoliopsida; Poales; Poaceae
Product: CBL-interacting serine/threonine-protein kinase 11
Exons: 1
Coding region: 117-1430 (437 amino acids)
Biological process (GO): signal transduction; protein phosphorylation
Molecular function (GO): protein serine/threonine kinase activity; ATP binding
Source: RefSeq, marked validated